Molecule: messenger RNA, 2173 nt
Organism: Camelus dromedarius (Arabian camel)
Lineage: Eukaryota; Metazoa; Chordata; Mammalia; Artiodactyla; Camelidae
Gene: SULT1C3
Product: sulfotransferase family 1C member 3
Exons: 7
Coding region: 1-915 (304 amino acids)
Biological process (GO): sulfation
Cellular component (GO): cytoplasm
Molecular function (GO): sulfotransferase activity
Source: RefSeq, a predicted model, not a curated record
AUGUCCUUGGAGGAAAUGAAAGACCUGUGUGUGGAUGAGAAAUGCCUGCGGCCAGAAACCUCAGAAGUGGGCGGGAUCCUCAUGACCAAGCUAAUGAGCGAUAAUUGGGACAAAAUCUGGAAUUUCCAAGCAAGACCAGACGAUCUUCUCAUCGCAACCUACGUAAAGUCAGGCACAACGUGGACACAGGAGAUUGUGGACAUGAUCCAGAAUGACGGGGACUCGCAGAAGUGCCAGCGAGCCAGCACCUUCAACCGGCAGCCUUUCAUCGAGUGGGCUCUGCCCCCGCUCAUCAAAUCAGGGCUGGACCUGGCCAACAAAAUGCCGUCUCCGAGGACGCUGAAGACCCACCUGCCUGUUCAGAUGCUGCCUCCUUCCUUUUGGAAAGAAAAUUCAAAGAUCAUCUAUGUGGCCAGAAAUGCCAAGGACUGUCUGGUGUCCUACUACCACUUCUCAAGAAUGAAUAAACUGAUGCCAGACCCUGGCUCCUGGGAGGAGUACGUGGAGAUGUUCAAGGCUGGGAAAGUGCUGUGGGGCUCCUGGUACAACCACGUGAAGGGAUGGUGGGAUGCCAAGGACCGGCACCGCAUCCUCUACCUCUUCUACGAGGACAUGAAGGAGGACCCCAAGAGGGAAAUUCAGAAGAUCCUGAAGUUCCUGGAGAAAGAUGUCUCAGAGGACAUUCUGAAUAAAAUCAUCCAUCACACCUCCUUUGACAUGAUGAGGCAAAACCCGAUGGCCAAUUACACCAGCCUGCCCAGCAGCAUCAUGGACCACUCCAUCUCCCCAUUCAUGAGGCGAGGGAUGCCCGGGGACUGGAAGAACUACUUCACGGUGGCUCAGAACGAAGCCUUUGAGGCAGACUACGCACAGAAGAUGGCAGGGAGCAGCCUGACCUUCCGCACGGAGAUCUGAGUAGUGGGGGGCGGCUGGGGACCCCACAUGAGGCUUUAGACGUCUGAGCCUCGUGAUCAAGGGCGCUUAGAACAGCAACUCCCUUCCUCCUUCCCUAGCUUUGCACACAACCCAUAGAUGCUACGCCCCAGUGUAGACAAAACGCGAUCAAAGCCUGGGUAGAGGCAGACAAUUAAAUCACACAGUUACCCACGUAGACCUGACCACAUGGUGUGUGGAUGCAAAAUGAACACAGGACUGAGCUCUGUCACUGGUGUCCCCCAGCCCGGCCCCCCACAGAUGAGGUUUGAGAAGAGAGUCAGAAAGGAAAGGAACCGGGGACGCAAAGAGCUGAGAUGUGGCCCCAGGGAGAACGUGAGAGCGGCCAGUUCUCACCCUGACGACAUGGGAACCAGAGCCACCAGGGGCCCGCAGUAGAGACGUGAGCUGAGGGGUUAGGGGUGGAUGGAGGAGCUGGUCUAGGACUGAGGGAGACAAGGCCGGGGAAGCAGGGCCGAGAGUGAGAAUGACCUUGUAUUUCAGGCAGACUUCUGGGGGGGGUUAGGGGGGCUCACGUUAGCCAAGAGAAAAUAAAAGGCAGUAAAACACCCAGCACCACGUGCACUUUAACAAAACCUGAGUAUCACAUCUCUGAUACGAAGCCCAUGGUAUCCUUCUUAAAGAGGCUCUUGGCAACAUUGUCAGGGCAGCCAAGCUGUUUAGGUUCGCAGGGAAUCGUGUUCUGAUCCUUCUUGUUAAAAUCUACUCAAGAAAGUACCACCAUCAUCUACACAAGUUGUGCGAAGGUUGGUGCUUUUUCUUAAAUUUUAUUUUAUCAAAGUGUAGGUGAGUUAUAAUGUUAGUUUCUGGUGUCCAGCAAAGCAGUUCAGUUCUACAGUGGUCAGUGUUCAGUCUGAAAGGCUGUCAGGAAGGCUGCUCUGUGGGAGGGACUCUGCCCUGGGCCAGCACAUCCUCUGACACAGACAACCAUGUCCCCCGCCCCGGAACUAAGGCAGCCCCUGUGCACACUCCUUCUCCUUCUAAGGCAAGUGUGCGGAUCAUUGACCACCUGACGGAUAAGCCCAGUGGCAUCUCUGCAGAGGGCUGAGUUGCACGGAGGAGCAGGAGGGGGAACCAGCCGGCGUGAUUAAACAGCAGACAUGCUUCUGCCAGUGAACCCCACGCCUGACAUUCUGGGGCUACUUAGCAAUCUAGACAGCGAGCACGUAACUCCCUGUGUCCAGCACGGCCUCGGCGUCCAGGGGACCACGGUGAUUAA